Molecule: messenger RNA, 3125 nt
Organism: Nerophis lumbriciformis (worm pipefish)
Lineage: Eukaryota; Metazoa; Chordata; Actinopteri; Syngnathiformes; Syngnathidae
Gene: rtn1a
Product: reticulon 1a
Biological process (GO): brain development; endoplasmic reticulum tubular network formation; neuron differentiation
Cellular component (GO): neuron projection; endoplasmic reticulum membrane; postsynaptic density
Source: RefSeq, a predicted model, not a curated record
CGAGCAGUGAACUAAAAGAAUCGAGCCGGCUCCUCUCCUGCUGCCCAUCCCAGGAAGCACACACGCCAGUGACGCGCCGCAUCGCUGCGUGUUUGCCGCACAAUAUUAAACCAGUCAUCGGCGCCGUGCAAGCACACACGCACACUUCCACUCACGGACUCUGCUGUCCCGACACCAGACAUAAGCAUGUCCGCGCAGUCCGGCGAGGAGCUCGGCUCGGAUGGGAAAUGGUUCGGCGAGGACUACAGCGGGAGGUAUGGGAACACGGCGACUCAGUUCGACGAGCUUGGCGACGAACUGAAGCCGAGAGGCGGUGAGGCUGCGGACGAGCUGGUUCAACAUUUUCAUCCGUACCAGGACGACGGGAAAAGGCCCCCCGUUACUAUGGAAACUGCAUCUACAGGUGACCCCAUGUCAAGCCUGUUUAGGAAUCCUAUGAAUGAUGACGGUGACGUGUACACCUCUCUGCUGUCCAAUCAAAGCUUUACAUCUGGACGAGAAUCAUCCUACCUGUCCGACCAUGUGAAGGUCUCCUCUGGCUCCCCCGGCUUAGACCACUUCUCCACUGACACUUACAGCUUCAACUCUGGCACCAAGAAGACCAUGUCUGACCUGUCCCAAGACAUGCCCAAGUCUCUGAUGGGCUUAGAGAAGACAGAAUCGUACAACUACAUGGAUAUAAGCCACGGGGAUGAGCAACACAACCACAGCCUGGUGGACACAGGAUUGACAGGGAGUGAGUCACUAGGCUGCUACAUGGAUAAAAACUCUGGAAGAGAUGAAGAGGAAGAGGAGGAGAAUUUAGGCCCAGCCCUGGGCUCCCACUCAUUCCCCUAUGUGGAGGAGCCAUCUGAUGAGGAACUGUCUGACUACCGCUCUUACCGUAAUCUGGGUGGAACGCCACAAUCAGCCAGUCCUGUAAAGAUCACCUUGACCCAGUCGCAGCCACCAGCAGCCAAGGCUGAGCCUCAGCAGCUCCCCCUUCAGGGCAGUGGGGCUGAUCGAGAGAACAUUUUGAGUGUGGGCCUAAGGGGGGUUCCUACUGUCACCCUGUCAGAACCAGAGGAUGAAAGUCCAGCAUCCACCCCUAAUGAGUCACCUACACAAAAAGACUUCUCCUCCCAUGACAUGUUCAACAAUGACCCAGUGAAGCCUGCAGCUCCCAAAAGUGGUCCAGGUCCACAGGCAGGCUACAGAGACCAAGAGGGUAGCAGUGCAGAGUCCGGAGACUCUGAGAUUGAGCUGGUGUCCGAGGAGCUUCCCAAGGCCAGCAGCAACCCGUUUGCUGAGCCUCCUAAAAUCAAGGCUGCCUUCAACCAGUCCAGCAGCCCCUUCGACAACCCCCCAGUGUCUAAGGUUGGUUUUGGUCUGGCUGGAAACCAUGCUCCACCUACAACCUACAGCAUUCUGCGUGAAGAAAGAGAGGCGGAGCUUGACAGCGACCUCUUCAUUGAGUCUGCAUCAGAGGAGAGCCCGAAGAGAGAGCAGGGCGUUGGGGCCUCCAAACAGGGAGCCGUGAGCCCUCCCUCUCCCCUGGUUCCCAAUGCUCCUCCUGCCCGCAUCACCCCGACUGAGCCCCCUGUCUCAGAUAAGGCCAAGACCCAAGUCAAAACAGAGGAAGAACGCCUGAACAAGCCCAAGCCUCCGACUGCUGCUGUUCCCCCAGAGGUACGUCCAGAGAGGUCCUGUCAGGAGGACAAGAACACAAAUGAAGGCAAAAUAGACUUUGGGAAGUCGGCUGCUUCCUUCCUCCUGAAAGGGUUAAACAAAGAAAAAGCUAUUGACCUGCUCUACUGGAGAAAUGUAAAGCAGUCGGCGGCCGUGUUCAGCAGCGUGCUUCUGCUCCUCUUCUCCCUGACCCAGUUUAGCGUGGUCAGCGUCGGGGCGUACUUAGCCCUAGCCGCCCUCUCUGCCACCAUCAGCUUCCGCAUCUACAAAUCUGUGCUCCAGGCUGUGCAGAAAACCGAUGAAGGGCAUCCUUUCAAAGCCUACCUGGAGAUGGAAAUCUCUCUAUCCCAGGACCAAAUUAGCAAAUAUGCCGAAAAGAUCCUGGUUUACACCAACACCUGCAUGAGGGAGCUGCGCCGGCUUUUCCUCGUUCAAGAUCUGAUCGACUCAUUGAAGUUUGCUGUGCUGAUGUGGCUCCUGACCUAUGUUGGCGCUCUCUUCAACGGACUGACACUGCUCAUCCUAGCUGUGGUCUCCAUGUUUACCAUGCCAGUGGUCUAUGAGAGACAUCAGGCACAGAUUGAUCAAUAUGUUGGACUAAUACGGACCCACGUCAACUGUGUGGUGGGAAAGAUCCAAGCAAAGAUCCCUGGGGCCAAAAGAAAGGAGGAGUAGACCUCAGUUGACUCACGGAAGAGGCUCACUCACCCUUUAAGAGCCUGGUCACCGUCACGUGGGGCGUCAUGCUUUUGUCAUCUUGGUGUUCUCUGAAAGCAUCCACUGAAGAAGCCUUCACCCUGCCAUGUACACACUAACACACCAUCACAUAUAAACGGCACUAGGUAGACACGUUCACAACUCCAAAAACUAAAAAAGAAUAAGACAUUUUUUGUGUUGCUUAUUCUAAAGUGCAUGAAGUCGAGCCUUGGGUAAAUAUUUGAUAUCUUUUGUGAUGUUUUUUGAAGGCCACGCUAGAGUUUUGCUUUGCAGUGCUCACCACAAACUAAUUGGUGUGGCACAAAAAAUAAAUGAUUAAGCUGAAGUGGUCACAGUCUUGCUCCGUUGCCAAUGUUUGCUGCUUCAUGUUCAAGUAAGCAGAUGGGGCUUCUCUCAGUAUAUGUCUAUAUAUAUAUAAAUAUCAACAAUAAUUUCCUUUUGGUGUUUCCAAGCACAAACUAAUUUAAGAAUAUGCGUCUUAGAUGUGGUAUUUGUAGGGUUUUUGCUUUUGUAUACCAAUAGGGAACAAUACACCCGCUCAUAUUAUGGGUACUGUUGUACAACUACUAUGAAGACAAGGAGUAUCUGCUGAUACUAAUCUUGUUUGAAUAACUGUCAAACUUUGUACUAUGUUCUACUAUACUCUGUAGUUCUGUAGACCCUGGACUCUUACUAUUUGCACUUACACUAUGUAUUUAAUUACCAGAAUAAGAAAAAUAAAUGUACCUUGAUGGAUACCA